Messenger RNA from Vicia faba (fava bean), 717 nucleotides. The record is from the annotation of a GenBank genome assembly. Lineage: Eukaryota; Viridiplantae; Streptophyta; Magnoliopsida; Fabales; Fabaceae.
AUGAGUCAAAGGGGUUUGAUAUAUAGCUUUGUUGCCAAAGGAACUGUUGUUUUAGCAGAACACACUCAGUAUACAGGGAAUUUCAGUACCAUUGCUGUUCAGUGUUUGAACAAGCUUCCUUCAAAUAGCACCAAAUAUACGUAUUCGUGUGAUGGUCACACCUUUAACUUCCUCUUAGACAAUGGGUUUGUUUUCCUUGUUGUUGCUGAUGAAUCGAUGGGAAGGAGUGUUCCUUUUGUGUUUCUGGAACGGGUGAAGGAUGAUUUUAAACAGCGUUAUGGUUCUAGUAUUACGAAUUCAAGUGAUCAUCCACUUGCUGAUGAUGACGAAGAUGAUGAUUUGUUUGAAGAUAGGUUUAGCAUUGCAUAUAAUCUUGACAGAGAAUUUGGGCCGAGUCUUAAGGGGCAUAUGCAGUAUUGUUUGACCCAUCCUGAAGAAAUGAGUAAACUGUCGAAAUUGAAGGCUCAAAUAACUGAGGUCAAGGGAGUAAUGAUGGAUAAUAUUGAGAAGGUUUUGGAUCGUGGAGAGAAGAUUGAACUUCUGGUGGAUAAAACUGAAAACUUGCAGUUUCAGGCUGACAGCUUCCAGAGGCAGGGAAGGCAGUUGAGAAGGAAGAUGUGGCUGCAGAAUCUCCAAAUGAAGCUGAUGGUGGGAGGAGGAAUCCUUAUCUUAGUUAUAAUAUUAUGGGUUAUUGCCUGUGGGGGUUUCAAAUGUUGA